Molecule: messenger RNA, 1665 nt
Organism: Cinclus cinclus
Lineage: Eukaryota; Metazoa; Chordata; Aves; Passeriformes; Cinclidae
Gene: MLKL
Product: mixed lineage kinase domain like pseudokinase
Exons: 10
Coding region: 26-1483 (485 amino acids)
Biological process (GO): protein phosphorylation; cell surface receptor signaling pathway
Molecular function (GO): protein kinase activity; ATP binding
Source: RefSeq, a predicted model, not a curated record
GGUGGCCAAACCCUUUGCUGCAAGCAUGGACAUUGUGGAGAGGGUCCUCUCUGUGGCCCAGGCCAUCUAUGCCCAAUUUGAGCAGGUGAAGUGUUGUAGGCACCAGUGCCAGCGCCUCGUGGAGCGCAUCCAGAUUCUACUGGAGCCUGUGAGGAUUCUUAGGGCUCAGCCACGACAGCACAUCUCCCACCACGAAGGGGAACUGAUGAAAAAGCUGCUCCGGGCACUGGGGGAAGCCCAGAAACUGGUGAUGAAAUACAGCCAGACCAGCUGGAUCCAAAAGUUCCUGCGAGCCCGAAGUACUGGUGAGGAGUUUGUCUGGGUGAAUGAAAGCCUGGAGGACAUUGCCCAGGGGCUCUCACUCCUGCUGCAGGCAGAGCAGAAGCAGGCUUUCCUGGAAGCUUUCCAGUCAAAGACAUGUCGCAGGCAGGAUGCUGAGGACCUGAGAGAUGACAGAGCUUUCUUGGACCAGGUGAUUGCAAGUACUGAGGAGCCCAAAGAUGUGGUUGAGGAAAUCUACAUCGACAGAGAGUAUAUGGAGACCAAGGUGGACUGGAUGCAAAGUGAGCUGAACAAAGUAAUUCGUGAGAUGGAGCGCUUGAAGAAGGUCAAUGUUGAUAAAAGAGAAGACAUCACUGAGAUCAAGCGAGACCACCUCACUUUCCACAGGCACCUGCAGGACACAGAGAGCUACGACCUUCAUGAGGGCGAGUACCUCAAGUACCCUGUUGCCAUCAAAACCUUCAAGAGGCCACUGACCACUGACCCAGUCAAGGUGAGAGACAUCUUUGAGAAGGAGAUUCAGACGCUGAAGAAGUUUGAGUCUCCAAACAUCCUGCGCAUGUAUGGGAUCUGCAUUGAGGAGAAGGAUGGGAGCCCCUGCUUCUCCAUCGUCAUGGAAUACUGUAAGCAUGGGACACUGCGGGAUGUGCUGAACAAGCAGCAGCAUCUUUCCUGGGAUAUCCGCAUUCGGAUGGCCCUGGGAGCAGCCCGAGGUCUUUACAGGUUGCACCAGACAGGGGAGAAGUCCCGACUCCAUGGCUGCAUCUGCAGCAGCAAGUUCCUGGUGGCUGGGGAUUACUGUGUGAAGCUGUCAGGAUUUGAGCUGUGUGAAACAGAAUCAUCCAUCAAGAGGAAAGCCAAGAAGGACUGGAAACGAGUCUCUAUGUUGGCUUACAUUGCUCCAGAGAACCUGAAAGACAUCAACUACCCUUACAAGAGGCCCUGUGAAAUAUACAGCUUUGGGAUCGUUCUGGCAGAGAUUGCAACCUCCAAAAUCCCAUUUGAAGGCUGCACUCCUGAGGAGAUCGUGGAGAAAAUCUGCAAUCACCAUUACUGGGACCCUCUUGGGGAAGAUUGUCCUGAAGACCUGAGAAAAGUCAUUGAACAGUGCCGGGCCUUUGACCCUUCCCAGCGCCCUUCUGCCGAGGAGAUUGUGGACUCGUUGGCUGACCUGGAGAAAAGCAGAAACCAAGGAAGUUAACUGCGGAAAACGGGGCCAGGUGACCAGGGGCAGCAAGCCCAGGGGUGCCACUCGUCCUUCUUCCCCAUCACAGAGACUGAUGGUUCAAUGCUCCUGUUUGUUUCUGUGUGUGACAUCUUCACCUUACCAAGGGGCUGUGCCUGGGUGGCCUUGGAGGCAGCUGGGGAAUGAAGUGACUUGAG